Messenger RNA from Nothoprocta perdicaria, 4486 nucleotides. RefSeq names its product TNF alpha induced protein 1 (gene TNFAIP1). The transcript has 6 exons. Gene Ontology annotation, molecular function: protein binding; ubiquitin-protein transferase activity. Bases 548 to 1489 code for a protein of 313 amino acids. Gene Ontology annotation, biological process: protein homooligomerization; proteasome-mediated ubiquitin-dependent protein catabolic process; negative regulation of Rho protein signal transduction. NCBI's taxonomy places the organism in Eukaryota, Metazoa, Chordata, Aves, Tinamiformes, Tinamidae. The record is from RefSeq and is a predicted model, not a curated record. Gene Ontology annotation, cellular component: Cul3-RING ubiquitin ligase complex.
ACCUGAGAGAGAGGCUGCUGAAACCUCUGUAAAUAUCUCCAGUUCAAACAAACCCAAACAGCUCAUACAUACUGCAGGUGGAGAAGUCGCAGAAAGUUCUUCCAGGAGGUUUAAAUCUGCAUAAAAAGUUAUGUUCUUUGGGGAAGUUGAUAGGGAACUGAAUUCUUACUGUUAUUUCAACUUGGACUACAAGUGAUUGUAGUGUUGGAUGAAGACCAAAUGAAAGCAAGUCCAGAAAUGUUAAGUUUCCUCACUAAGUUGGUCAGUUAAGUUGGUCUCACUAAUGCAGCCGUAACUGAACAGUCAUUAUAUUGUUCAGUGAGUUGUUUUAAAAACAUACAUCUCUUAAUGUGGGCUUAUGUUUUUGUUUUAGAUGGUACUUUCAGGUUUCCAUAUUAAUUCUGCAUGUUUCUCUUUCAAAGGGUCCAGUGGAUUAUGACUGUUUUUGCCCUGCACUCCUCAUCUUGUGAUUUGUGACUCUUCAUCAAUCACGGCGGAAUCCAUCAAGCCCACGCUCUGUAGAGUUGUCAUCUACCUACAGAAGGAGAUGUCAGGAGACACUUGUCUAACCACUCUUUGUCCAGCUGCAGGAUCCAAGCCCAAAACUUGCAGCUUCAAAGGGGGCAACCUUGGUAACAAGUACGUGCGGCUAAAUGUCGGGGGCUCCUUAUAUUAUACUACAGUUCAAGUACUGACCAGGCAUGACACGAUGCUGAAGGCUAUGUUCAGUGGGAGGAUGGAAGUGCUCACAGACAAGGAAGGCUGGAUCCUCAUAGACCGUUGUGGGAAGCACUUUGGAACAAUUUUAAACUAUCUCCGAGAUGACACAAUUGCACUGCCAAAACACAGACAGGAGGUCAAAGAGUUGAUGGCAGAAGCCAAAUAUUAUCUCAUUCAGGGCUUAGUAGACAUGUGCCAAGCAGCCCUGCAGGACAAGAAAGACUUGUAUGAACCUGUCUGUAAUAUCCCUAUCAUCACAUCUCCCAAAGAAGAAGAGAGACUCAUAGAAUCAUCAAUGAAACCUGUUGUUAAGCUGCUUUAUAAUAGAAGUAACAACAAAUACUCCUAUACCAGUAACUCAGAUGACAACUUACUGAAGAAUAUAGAACUGUUUGAUAAACUCUCUCUCCGAUUCAAUGGCAGAGUUCUCUUCAUUAAGGAUGUCAUAGGGGAUGAAAUCUGUUGCUGGUCUUUCUAUGGACAGGGUCGGAAACUUGCUGAAGUCUGCUGUACCUCAAUAGUAUAUGCCACAGAGAAGAAGCAAACUAAGGUUGAAUUCCCAGAAGCACGAAUAUAUGAGGAAACACUAAAUGUUUUACUUUAUGAAACACCACGGGUUCCUGAUAACUCUCUGCUGGAAGCAACAAGCAGGAGCCGAAGCCAGGCCUCUCACAGUGAGGAUGACGAUGGUUUUGAACUUCGUGACCGAGUGCGUCGAAUACAUGUGAAGAGAUACAGCACUUACGAUGACCGUCAGCUUGGCCACUAGCUUGUCAAUUGAGGAGAAAGGGUUUACUUUGAAGGCUUGUGCUGAUAUUCUUUGCGUGAGAUCAAGAAGUUGGGAGGGAUAAAUUGGACGCUGUGGAUUAACGUUCAUCUGGCUUCUUGGCUCCUUAGAAAAGCUAAAGGGCAUUUCUGCACACAAAGUAACACUAAAGGCCGAAGGCUUGAAAACUGACAUGAUAAUUUUGCACCAUAUGCUUUAAAUAGAGACUGACCUCUUUGUUUGCUACAUGAGGAGCUGAAUCUUGAACGUUGCUCCAACAGUUCAUAUUUGGUCUUUUGUAUCUAAUGAUUUGCCAGUUAUCUUGCUUCCUAUGAGAAAUACUGUUCUUUUCCCUGGAUAAAAUGGUGUGAUUUAUACUUUUUCCAGACACUUGCCCUUCUCGGGUUUUGUGUAAUGGAACUUCCAUUUUUUUAAAUCAAGUUAUUAAAAGAGAGGGUGCAGAGGAUCAGAACAUGGAUACUUUUAGCAAACGCUACGUCCUGAUAACCCAUGGAGGGAGAUGGUAAGCUAUGCAAUAAUCAAAUACAGUGUAUUAUAUUUGUGUUAUCCCACUUUUUCCGUGAUACCCAUUCAAAAGAUUUUCUUUUCUUUUUCUGCAAAAUAGAUGUCUUUAAAAUUCAUUAAAUCUUAACUACAAUCUUCUAAUUCAUCAAAAACACUGAAUGUCUGGCCUGGUGCUAAUUUUAAAAGGACCUUUCAGAAAGUUGGUAUCCAACCUGUUCCCCAGACUGGGUCUCUGGAAAUGGUUUUGCAUUUCAUAUGGAGAAGUUAAUGAUGUAUUUUAAAAAGUUUAAUUACAUCUUCCCAUCCUAGGCUGCAGAUUCAAAUACUACCACUGUCAUAAAUGGAUUAUUACUUGAAGGUUGCUCUUUGGCACCUAUGGGUAUGUAAUACCAGUGCAGCAUGAUGUACGACUGCUUUUAUGUCCCUCUAUUGUAAAUGAACAAGGAAGCUUCAGGUUCCAGGAUGUUUAGGCUCAAAAUCCUUCGAUUAGUGCCAAAUUUUAUGUAAAAGUCCUAUGUAAAAGCAAAUUGCUGCAAAAGCCUGACAAGAAAAUAAGCUUAGAUUAAUACUGUCAAGUCAUAACUAAAAUUAAAAUGGCAGAUGUUUUAGUAGUCAUGGAUGCUUGCAGAAGAGGGAACAUAAAAGUAAUUUCCACUGGGUUAAGCUGUUGAAAGUGAGAUUGCUGAGGCUGGUUAAGAAAGCACUAGUAGUUGUUAACUUUUUAUUGUCUAGCCAGGCCUCUACUCUUGGGAAGUUUUCACUCAUUUCUCCUGACAUCCAGGAAGUAGUAUUACCACCGUAAUGCACCUGCCUUUUGUGAAAGGCAUCUUUAAAAUACUAAAAACCAGCAGCCUCUUUGCUUGCUGCAAGUUGUCUGUUUUCCAGAUGGUUUUGCUAUUGUGCUAGUCAAAAUACAGCUGCUGAGAUUAUUGUUGAUGGGCAUUUGUGGGUUUUAUUUUUUUAUUCUGCUAAACUUUAGGGAAGUUUACUUAAGGGAUAUUUGAGUAAAGGAGUGUAUCCUUACUUUACUUAAGGGAUAUAUUUUGUUUUGACAAGAAUAUAUUCUAGAACACAUUUUUACAACCUGAUAUGAUGGAGAAUAAGUGAAACACUGAAAACAUCGAAAAGGAUAAUGCAGCUUUGAAUUACAGUCUUCAUUUACAUGUAGUAAGCUGUCCACUUUUAGGAGAGAGUGAACAGCCCUGCUUGUUAAAAUUCUUCUCUGCUGGCUUUAAAUAUUACAGAUAACAUUAAGAUUAUAUAGAUUUCUAAUUUUAUGCAUUUAUGUCUGAGACUUCUCAUUUAUGUAUGAGACUUCUCAUAAUUUUUUAGAUAGACCAUCACCAAUGGAUGCAUUUACUGAUGUGCCUGUGAAGUAGCCUUUAGUAAGAAGUGUCCUUGCCUUGUUUGUAAUGUAGGUAUUUAAACUACAUCAGCUAGCAUUCAUUAGCUGGUGGAGCAUCCUUGGAAACCUUACCCUCCACGCUUGAAUUCAGGUGAACUUUAUGCAUUCAUAUAUUGUAUUAGCAGGCUGAGAGAAGGAGUAGUAAACAUCAACUGACAUCUGUGCAUAAGUUCUGUAACAGAGGGUUGUGUGUUUCUGUAAUGGGGUCCUAACAUACUGCAGAACAGCCUCGGUCUUUCUACAGAGAAGCAGACUUGGUGCCUUGAGUGAAUGUCUUAGGUUAAAUUGCUCUUCAGUAUCAGUGUUAAUUAGGUGGUAAUGUCAAAGAGAUAGCACUGCAGAGUAGCAGCCUCAACCACUUGAUAAAUGCAGAGACAAAACUAAAUGUUAACCUUCACCUUGACAUUUAGAUUUUGGAACAGGAGACAUCUAUCCUAUUGUAACAUUCAGUUCUGCUGACUUUUAAUCUCUUGUGCUGCAUGAUUAAAAAUAAAAUAAUCCUAGAAUGCCAUUGAAGGAACUGAUAAAUGUUACAGAGAAACUGUAUUCUGUGUUUUUGUUUAGAUUUUUUUCUUGGCUUUUUUAGAUUUUCAAACAUUAUCGACUCCUAGAAAUACUGAUAAAGUUUAGCUUAAUUGAAUGAGUCUAGCACAAUUAAAUUAUAUCCUCUGACAAUCCUUGAUAUUGAAUCUAUAAAGCCAGACUUCACAUUAGGAGAACUGGUGUUUUAUUAAGAGAUGAGAGGACAUGAGUUCCAUUUCCAACUUAGCCAAUAACUUGGUGACAUUGAGCAAAUCAGUUGUUGUGUAGGUGCAGAACUUUCCUCAUUUGUAAUAAAAUAGGGAUAAUAUCCUCCCCUACCUCAGAGGAAUAUUGAGACAAAUUGUGGAUAAGGGGUUUUUAAAAUUUCUUUUUCUGUACUACUUUGUAUCCAGAAGGUGUAACAAAUAUGAUUGUUGUUCCUGUUUUAACUUGCAUUCUAUGAUCGAGCUGUUUUCUGACAGUUACCAGGCUUUUGUUUUAUUUUUAUGUCUAAUUUUUAAGGGCAGUAACUUUACUAAUCAUUGAAU